This is a messenger RNA of Mesorhabditis spiculigera, 1434 nucleotides long. NCBI's taxonomy places the organism in Eukaryota, Metazoa, Nematoda, Chromadorea, Rhabditida, Rhabditidae. The record is from the annotation of a GenBank genome assembly.
AUGGCCCGGAUGAAGCGGCAUCUAUUGGCCAUCGUUUUGCUGUUGGGAAUUGCUGGAGUUGCAUGCCAAAAAAGCAACGAAGAUGACAACAGCCAGGAAACCGAUGCUGACAACAAAUUAACGAUCUCUUCGAAAGAAAAUGUUGUCAAAGCCGACGACAAACUUGUGGUAUCCUGUGUUUUCAACGGCGAUCUAGCCGACCCGGCCGAUCUCAAAUGGUUCGAUCACAAAAAUCGACAAAUCGACGGCGAAUCUAACUCGAGGGUCUUCACGAUUUCGCUGGCCGAACAUAAGACGGGCCAUCGGAAGAAGAAUUUGCAUUUUUCGAGCCUUGAGGCUUCGGAUUCGGGUACAUACACUUGUGUGGCGACUGAUUUGGAUGGAAAGGUGCAUCGGGCACAGUCUAAGAUCGAUGUUACACCGCCUGUGCACUGGGCUGAUACAGCGACCGUAGUUGGUGGAUUGGCCGGAGAGAGGCUCAUUAUCAACUGUGGAGCUUCCGGCGAGCCAUCUCCAAGUAUAAUGAUUGUUUCUGGAUCUGGAGAACCAUUGGAUGAAUCUCAAUUCGUCAUUGCCGGAAAUGAAGUGACAAUCCCAGCACUAACUAAAGAAUAUGAUGGUCGUGAAGUUAGCUGUAUGGCUAUGCAGAUUUAUGAAGAUCGUGAUACGACCCUGGUUUCCAAAAAAUCUGUAACCAUCGAUGUGUGGUUUGUCCCAGAAUUCGCCGCGGAAUCCAUCGAUCGAUAUGCAAUUAUUGGACGCAGUGCAGUUUUGCCCUGCAACACGACUGCCUCCAACCCGAUCCCAUCAACAUACACUUUUUACAAAAAUGAAGAAAAGAUCCAUGAUGCUGAGCGAUUUUCGCUCGUUAAGCACGUGCUCGACCAUUCCGCCGCAUUGACCAUCAAGCACGUUACGAUUGAUGAUCUUGGAGAAUACAGAUGCGAUGUGAACAACGGAAAAGCGAUCGGAAGCUUGACGCUACACUUGAAGGAAGCCAAUCCUCCUGAUGAGGUGAAAGUGAGCCUCGAAACCACAUCCCGACACUCUAUGCUCUGGAGAGUACAAGCCGAUACAACCUCCGAAUUGCCGGUGCUUCGUAUCGAUGCGGAAUACCUAAGAAAGAGCCUCCUGCGACGUGGAAAUGAUGGGGAGGAGGAUACGACCGGUGAGUACGAUGAGCCAGAAGAGAAUGGCGUUUGGGAAGCACAGGGGAAUAAGUUCAGUAGGACGAAAACCGACAAUAAUCUAUACGAAAUCACUGGAUUGAGGAUGGAUACGGAUUAUAUUUUCCGGUUCAAAGCGAUUAAUGAGGCUGGAGAGGGUGAUAUGGUUGAAGUAACCGCCCGUACAGAAGGAUACGAAGAACUAUCAGCCAGUUCGACACAUACUGCCAUUUUCACCAUCCUCCUUUCUCUCCUCGUAGCCAGCUUC